Paramormyrops kingsleyae is the source of this 1344-nucleotide messenger RNA. It is a transcript of the gene st3gal7, whose product is annotated as ST3 beta-galactoside alpha-2,3-sialyltransferase 7. Lineage: Eukaryota; Metazoa; Chordata; Actinopteri; Osteoglossiformes; Mormyridae. The record is from RefSeq and is a predicted model, not a curated record. Gene Ontology annotation, molecular function: lactosylceramide alpha-2,3-sialyltransferase activity.
GAGACACCGGAUCAGACAGCAGACACACCCUGCCGUUUACACCAGUCAGGCUGCACAUGGUACUCCGUCGCUACUCAUCCUUUACCCCGGAGGGUCUGCGAGCCACACACCGCAGACAGACUUACACUCUGCUAGUACCCCAAGACUGACAUCAUGGGUACUUUAAACCAUCCUUUCGCAAAAGAUCUCGGAGAUGGCUGCACUCAUCUUCUGCUUGAGGUGGAGAAAACAGACAGGCUGCCUUUCAGAAAGAGGAAGGUGGAGCCGAGAGGAUUCUUCAUUAGCAGAGAGAAGAACCUGUCUUUGAGUUUUCUGCUCCUGCUGGUCUGUUAUGCUGCUCUGCUCUUCCCAGCUUUUUGGAUCAGUGCAGAGUCUACAAGGAAGAAUGAAAGGACAUCUGAAGGAAUCAUGGCCCUGCUCAACCAAUCAGCUGCCCUGCUGUCACAAGAUUGCCGGCAGGGUUGGAUCGGGAGUCGCCUCCGUACCACGCCCACGCAGCCGGCCCUACCCAAGAUACCAGUGUUCCUUGAGAAUGGGUCCGAGGUAUGGAGGCUCCCCCCACCUCUGGGUCUGCAGGGCAGUGAGGAGGUGGCAGCCAGGACGUUGUGGACGCUGCCUGACAACGGCCUCCCUGCCCUGCUGGGCUCCAAGGCGUGCAAGCGCUGUGUGGUGGUAGGGAGCGGUGGGGUCCUGUACGGCAGCCAGCUGGGGGCUCACAUUGAUCAGUAUGACAUCGUCAUCAGAAUGAACAAUGCCCCUGUCUUUGGCUUCGAAAGAGACGCCGGUUCCAGAACCACCAUCCGCAUGAUGUACCCAGAAGGGGCUCCAGACUCCUCAAGAGAGUAUGAAGGCACUGUUAUAGUGGCUUUGGUGGUCUUCAAGAGCUUAGACUUGAAAUGGCUCACGUCUGUGAUCACCGGGAAGCCUCUGAACUGGUGGUCCAAGCUCUGGUUCUGGCGGAACGUCGUGGAAUACGUCCCCCUGAAGCCAGAAAACUUCCGGAUCCUCAACCCUGAAAUCAUGCACCAGACUGGCCUGCAAUUACAGCUGUAUGCCAAAACGCAGAAAAAGACGGUGCCUACGUUGGGCGCCAGCGCCGUGAUGGUGGCCCUGCAGCUGUGUGACACGGUGAGCUUGGCUGGCUUCGGCUAUGACCUGCAGCAUCCCCGGACGGCCCUACACUACUACGAAUCCCUUCACACGGACGCCAUGCAGGCUCAGCUGGUGCACGAUGUCAGCGCUGAGACCAGGUUCCUGAAGGAGCUGGUGAGGAAGGAGGCCGUGUGUGACCUCACGGGGGCGCUACAGGGAGCACCUUGAGGAGAAAGACUGGAACCCAAGGCU